UUUGCUUGAAAACAAAGUAACCUCACCUACAAAAUGACCUGUUUCCUUCUUCACAAAGAACUGAGGUCGCGAACAAAUAUAGAAUAAGACAAAAUAAUAAAAGGGCUUGGUUGAUAUUAAGAUAAGAUGGGCCAAGGUAAAGGCUCAAUUAUCCUUGAUCUCGAGCUCAAACUCAACUUGACCAAAUUGUCUAAAAGAGGCUGCAGAAACCAAUGCUGCAAAAUUUCGUUGAACUACUACUGGAACCUGUUCAAGUAAAUCGAAAACAACUACUUGUUGGAGAGGGAAGUGCUCAAGUUCAAAGACUUGCAAGUCAAUCUACUUGGAAACAUGAUCUGACAGACUGCGAUGUACUUUGCUUCAUACUAUAUAGCUACUCACUUGCUAAUUGCUCAGAAUCUGAUUUCUCACAUGAACAAGUAUUUGUUCAGGCUGCGGCUGAUAGCCGGGGCUACAUCAUGGCUGUGUGCAGAGUCCCCAUUUGAUGAAGCCAAACAAAGAGUUCCACAAAAUCAUACGAUAGUUGAAUGCUCAUGGAAGUUAUGUUAAAAAUAGUGAGAUUCUAUUUUCUAAAGUUAAGGGAAGAUAUAAGCGCAAACUUGCAUGAGCAUGAAUGCAAUCUUAAAGAAAUGAAUGAAUAUAAAAACCAAUUAGAAAUUCCGGAGCUUUAA
Messenger RNA from Moneuplotes crassus, 671 nucleotides. NCBI's taxonomy places the organism in Eukaryota, Ciliophora, Spirotrichea, Euplotida, Euplotidae. The record is from the annotation of a GenBank genome assembly.